This is a messenger RNA of Lobosporangium transversale, 1043 nucleotides long. RefSeq lists its product as hypothetical. The transcript is spliced from 4 exons. The record is from RefSeq and is a predicted model, not a curated record. NCBI's taxonomy places the organism in Eukaryota, Fungi, Mortierellomycota, Mortierellomycetes, Mortierellales, Mortierellaceae. The coding region runs from base 1 to 801 and encodes 266 amino acids.
AUGUUUCCUUCCCAUUUUCAAUUUAUUAACUCUCGCGCCCUUCGACUCAAACUCUCUUUCUCAUUUCUACUUGUGCGCUUCACUCUCUCAGACUCUCUCGCUUCAUUUCUUCGUUUUUCCCUGUUGCCCGUUUCCGUAAGAAACCUUCCUCAUCCAUACAGAAGCAGUGCUCCUAUUCGAACCAUUCGCCACUCAAACCACUCGGCACUCGAACCACUCGACACUCGGGCCAUUCGACACUCGAACCAUUCGAACUAUUCGACCAUUCGCGUCAUUCGAAUCGAUCCGUUCGAAACGAAUAGGAGCACUGCUGCAAACCUGUCACAAGCUGUUGUGCAGCUGCCGCCUUCUCUUUCGAUAGCCUCGAUAGGCCCGAUUCAGACCGCACAUGGAGCUCUUGAGGAAGCGAUAGCAUUUCCUGUGACAGUGAUGCGAAUUGUGGGACUUCUGUCUGGUCGACGCUGCAUCUUGGAUGGGUUACGAAUGUUCAUCAUGGGAUCAUCAAGCCAUAUAAGGAUCUUUAGUCAAGGGGAUCGCAAUGAAAGGAAUGAGAGACUAUUUGUUCGAGAUAAAAAUCUUGAUGACGAGGAAGUGCGUUUUAGAAAACAAUUGAGAUUGUGGACAACAAAGGCUGAUAUGGCUUUCCAGAAUCGACCCUCUAAUGCAGUUCCAAUGACUGAAUCACCUGUCGCCAGCCAGGUCUUGAGAAUGAAUUCAAGCGGCAAUAAGAUGACACCCUCGUUUUCAGGAAGCGGGAUCACAUCGCUUGUCUGUGGCGUUGGUUCAGAAACAGGGUAUUGAGCAGACAUAAGCGUUCUGGGAGAAAAAAUCUCAAUAACACAAGUAAAGAAAUAGUAUAUCAUGUCCGCUCGAAUGAUGUAUCCUGUCGACUCUGUAUCGUGUUUCAACAGUGCAAGCUCCUCAGGGUCACAGUUCGGCCAUUCGCCAGGAAUGAGUGCUUCCGGGUUGCACCGUGACAAUUUUUCUACAAAAAAUAGCAGUGAUGACAGAGCACGAUCUGCCUCAGAAGUGGCUCUCAUAUC